This is a messenger RNA of Triticum turgidum subsp. durum (durum wheat), 210 nucleotides long. The record is from the annotation of a GenBank genome assembly. NCBI's taxonomy places the organism in Eukaryota, Viridiplantae, Streptophyta, Magnoliopsida, Poales, Poaceae.
AUGAUGAAUUUUAAGGACGAUGCUCCUGGAAAGAAAGACUUUGUUCUCUUAACAAGGAUGGAAAGUAUAACAUCAUACAAAAACCAACGUGGACAACCCACAUCUGGAUGUCAUGAGCAUGGGCGUGAUGCCUUCACUGCUGACUCCAUUGCAAUGUCCCAUGCAAUAUCUCUUGCCACUGAUAUGUGGGUCGUGAGGGUCGUUUUUUAA